CCGGGAAGCAUGGGAUGGCCGCUUUUCGGUGAAACUCUUCACUUUCUCAAGCCUCAUUUUUCGGGUUCCCCCGGAAUCUUCCUGCAACAACACUGCUCUAGGUACGGGAAGGUUUUCAAGUGCCAUCUAUUUGGUUCGCCGACCAUAGUUUCAUGCGACUUUGAGCUCAACAUGUUCGUUCUUCAGAACGAAGAGAAGCUCUUCCAGGCCAGCUACCCCAAACCUAUUCAUGGCAUUCUUGGCAAGUACUCUUUGCUCACCGUCUCCGGUGACCUUCACCGGAAGCUACGGAACAUUGGCGUCAGCUUCAUCGCCUCUUCCAAGUCCUCGCCUCAUUUUCUCCACUGGAUCGAGAAGCUGUCGAUCUCCAUGAUGGACUCGUGGAGUGGUAGGAAUGAAGUCUCCUUCUUCAAAGAAGCUAAAGCUUUUACACUUCGUCUUAUGGUGAAGCACUUGUUGAGUGUUAACCCGGAGGAGGCACUAGCGUCGAGGAUACUAGAAGACUUCCAAACGUACAUGAGAGGGUUUGUUUCUCUGCCGAUAAAUCUCCCUGGAACCGCUUAUGCUAAGGCUGUCAAGGCUAGAGCGAGGCUUUCUUCGAGCGUCAAGGAGAUUAUGGAAGGAAGGCGAAAACGGAGAAGCGGAGAGCUUGAAGAAUUAGGAGAAGGAGAAGGAGACUUUUUAGAUGCGAUACUGUCGAAACAAAGCCUAAACGACGACGAAAUAGUAAGCAUUGUGUUGGACAUAAUGCUGGGAGGGUACGAGACAACCUCAACACUCAUGGCCUUGAUUGUCUAUUUUCUUCAUCAUUCGCCAAUUGCUUUGGCCAAACUAAAGGAAGAACAACAAGCUAUAAGGAAAAACAAAAAGGAUGAGAGUGCUCCCUUAGACUGGGAAGAUUACAAGAAAAUGGAGUACUCUUACAAUGUUAUUUAUGAAGCCAUGAGAUGUGGCAAUGUAGUGAAAUUUGUGCACAGGAAAGCUCUUCAAGAUGUGAAAUUUAAAGAGCUUGUGAUACCGUCUGGAUGGAAGGUUCUUCCGAUCUUCACCGCGUCGCAUAUGGAUCCAGAUCUUCAUAAGAAUCCUGCCCAAUUUGAUCCUUCGAGAUGGACUGGUCAGGAUCUUUCCAAAGAAAUGAGCAGAAAAGUGACACCGUUUGGCGGAGGAGCAAGGCUUUGUCCAGGAGCUGAGCUCGCUAAAGUAGUCAUUUCCUUCUUCCUUCAUCAUCUGGUCCUUAGAUAUAGAUGGAAAACGAAAUCCGAUGAGUGCCCUCUUGCUUACCCCUAUGUUGAAUUCCGAAGAGGUUUAAUGAUAGAGAUUGAACCUGCUGCAGCCGGAGGUGACUCGAUGGAUCUACUACUGGGAAAGAUGAAAUUGCGCUCUUGA
This is a messenger RNA of Fragaria vesca subsp. vesca, 1386 nucleotides long. RefSeq names its product cytochrome P450 724B1-like. The record is from RefSeq and is a predicted model, not a curated record. Gene Ontology annotation, biological process: sterol metabolic process. The transcript is spliced from 9 exons. NCBI's taxonomy places the organism in Eukaryota, Viridiplantae, Streptophyta, Magnoliopsida, Rosales, Rosaceae. The coding region runs from base 10 to 1386 and encodes 458 amino acids. Gene Ontology annotation, molecular function: iron ion binding; monooxygenase activity; heme binding.